Messenger RNA from Protopterus annectens (West African lungfish), 4575 nucleotides. It is a transcript of the gene SPHKAP, whose product is annotated as SPHK1 interactor, AKAP domain containing. NCBI's taxonomy places the organism in Eukaryota, Metazoa, Chordata, Ceratodontiformes, Protopteridae. Gene Ontology annotation, molecular function: protein kinase A binding. Gene Ontology annotation, cellular component: cytoplasm. The record is from RefSeq and is a predicted model, not a curated record.
UCUGCAACAGCGGUCUACUGGACUCGACUGAGUACUGGCUGCGCAAUGAACGGAUGCUGUGUAGGAUUGGGUUUGUAGAAGACGAGGCUGAAAGCAACUGUGCCACAAUUUGCUUUGUAAACCUAGAUGGAGGAAAAGAAGAUGACACUAACAAACUCAAACAGCAGAAGCUGAUUGACAUAUCUCCUGAUCUCCCAACACUUAUCAACUCUCUCAAUGUGCAGCAACCUAAAGCAAAUGAAAUCUUCCUUUUGAGUGGACUGGCUUCCCCUGGAGAGAGUCAAAAAGAAAGCAGUUCAUCACAGUGUUCUAGGUUAUCAGAUGUAUGUUUGGUCCAGUGUGCCAGAGGACAAAGAAGCGAUGCCAGCUGUAUCAUCUUUGAAAUAAACAAAUUUCUCAUUGGACUGGAGUUUGUUCAAGAGAGGCAGCUACGGCUAGAAGGUAACAGCAAUGUCAGACCUGAAGAUGAGACUAACUGCUCAGUGUCCUCAAUUGAAGAGGAUUUUCUUACAGCAUCCGAGCAGCUGGAAGAUGAAAACCAGAGCGAUGAUUUUCUAACUGGUUCAGAAAAAGUCAUAAAUCCUGCAGGUGAAGACAAGCUUCUCCCUGGCAUGUUCACAUCAGAUAAAUUUGUACCUUGUCUUGAAGAAACACAGAUGGUUCCCAGAGAAGACCUAACCCUGAAAGGCAUGGAAAUGGACCUUGAACAACCCCAUUGUGAAAGUAGUAAAUAUCUAACAGAGUACUGUAUAGCAAAACAUAGUGAAGCCACAAAAUUAUCAGUUAAAGACUCUGUCUGUGACAAAUCAAUUGAAAACUGUUCAGCAAAAGUAGUCAAAGAUCCAUUUAUUCCUCAGUAUGAUACCAUUUUCCCUCAUGUAAAUAAAAGUAUAUCAGAUGCAGAUGGCAAGAUAGCAUUGCAAUGCCAACACCCAGGAACAGGUCAGUAUGUCAUACCUUGGAUACAACCUGUUUUUCAAGACAAAUGUUCCAAAAUAUCACACUCUGAGCCACAGUUUGCCACAAAAUCCAAUGGAAGUGAUUCUCCUGGCAAUUGUACUGUCCUUCCAGUGACCAAAGAAGAUAUCUCAAUGCCUUCUCGCUUAUGGCAUGAACUUCCUAAAAUUGUUAUUGUCCAGACUCCAGACAGUGGGAGUCACUUACCAGAAUGUCAAGUGAUAACACCUCUCAGCUCACCUUCUUCUGAUGUAAGCAAUCCUAUGAGGACUUGUAAUAAUCCUUGUGACGGCAGUGCUGGGCUUAGCAAUUCUUCCAUCUGUGGUCAGCAGAGCUCAGAUGAGGCUGCCUUGGCCUGCACAGCCAAUGCAUUUGGAACUAUUUCAAAUCACCAUGCAGUGGAAUGCCUAAACAUUUAUGCAAGUGCUACACAGUUAAAGGAUCUGGACAAAGAUCAUCAUAGUGGCACAGUAACAGAAAUAAACUCUGAAUAUAUGGAAACUGAUUAUUCUAUUCCAGUGGCAUUACGUGGUAUGAGUCAAGUAGCAGGUGCUGUGGCAGCAGGUGGGUGUGUGACACAUGACACUACCUACCACACUGCUUCAACAGGGCUCCUUGUAGCAGCCGAGGCCUCAGCAGCCAUUGGUCUUCAUUGCAGUGUAGCAACUGGCAGCAGUCUGGAACAAUUCAGUGACAGCAUUGCCGAGAUAUUACUCAAAGAAGCAUCCAGAAUUUUGUUAAAACCAGAUGAUUACAAAACUGUUGGAGACUUUAUUCAGGCAAUGAAUAGCAAAAUUGCAGAAACUGUGAAGAAACCAAAGAGCCGCAAGUUGAAGGAAUGGACAAAGGAUGAAUUUGUGCAGAACUUAUCAAAUGUAAUUCUAAAACACUCUGUCGAAGCAGCAAACAAGCAAAUGGAGUUGGCAUGCGAACAUAUAAAAGACAAGUCUAACUUAAAUGCUCAAGGAUUGUUCACUAAAGCCACAAAUGACUUACUUUUUGAUGUGUUGUAUUCCACAUGCAAGAGGGUUAAGGAUGUUGCUGGGCAGAAUAACAUGUCAACAAUGUUUUCUGAAGAAAGUGAAAACUGGAGAGUAUUUGAAAAGAAUGAAAAGCUCUCUAAGAUAAAUUUUCAAAAUAAGUUAGACUGUUCCUGUAUUGGACAAACCACGAUUCUUAGUAACAAUGAUAACCUUCUUGUAAAUGAUGAGCCUCCAGAACAAUUGCUUGAAAGUGUAAAUGGUACUACUGUCUGUCCAGUGUUAUUUUGCCACAAUAAUAAAAAUGUUAGCACUCAAGAUGGACUAGAGAAAAAGAGUUCUUCUCGAAGGAAUGUUUCAACUUCCAGUAAAGACCCUUGCAAGCAAAAAAAUCAGUUAAGCAGGCAAAGUAAUAAAAGAGCCUAUCCUAGUUCAGAAUGUGACAAGAAUAUAGUAGCAUCUGAAUACAAACAUACUGUUCAAGAUCAGAAAGCUAAUGAAAAAAGAAGAAGCUCAGAAAAUAAGGCAAAGCAUAAAUGUAGCAUUCAGAUGAAUAAUGAAAUCAAUAUGACCCUCUUAAAUACUAACCUACAUCCUUCACAGCAUCUGUUUCAGAUGACAUAUCCCACAUCUAACUGCUCUGUAGCAGAGUUUGCUGAUGAGCUGGCUACAACUGUGGUUUCUAUGGCAACUGAAAUGGCUGCCAUUUGUCUUGAAAAUUCAAAUGGGAAACAACCUUGGUUUUGUGCAUGGAAACGUGGAACAGAAUAUUUAGCACCCCAGGCUAUUUCUUGCAGAACAAAAAAAAGGAAGAAAGAUGUACAGCCUAAUCAGUCAGUUAUUAGAAAGCACAGGGCACCCAGACUUAGUGAGAUCAAAAGGAAAACUGAAAAACACCCAGAAUUAAAAGAAAGACUUAUGAACAGGGUGGUGGAUGAAUCAAUAAAUUUUGACGAUGCUUCAGAUGCCAUUACUUUAUUUCAUAAUGAAGUGUCUGCAAAAAUUCUAAACUUAACAGAGUUCCCUGCCACUGAUAAUUCCAGACAGGGUCAGGCACACCCUCGGAACAGACUACACUGUGAAAGGUGGAACAGAGGUAAACCAUCUAGCUAUGAAAGUAUACCAGAAGAGGAAGCAGAUUCUGCAAGGUUGCUGAACACUUUGGGCCCAAUGAGCAGUCUGAGUCAACCAGUUAGCCGGUGUAGUUCUAUGUCCAAACAGUCCAGCUGUGAGAGCAUUACAGAUGAGUUUUCAAGAUUCAUGGUCAACCAGAUGGAAAGUGAAGGAAGAGAGUUUGACCUUUUGCUGGAUUAUUAUGCAGGAAAAAAUGCUAAUACUAUUUUAAAGUCAGCCAUACAGCAGGUAACUAAGAAAAAUGGGCAUCUUAAUAUACGUUCAAGCAGCCCUUCAAAACAGUCCAGUACUGAAAGUAUUACAGAGGAAUUCUACAGGUAUAUGCUGAGAGAGUUGGACAGAGAAAAUAAGGAAAAUAUAUCUGUAAAAAAUACUAAAGAAUGGAACAAUAACUUACUAACACCUUCUGUAAGAACUCCCUUUUGUUUCAGACAGUCAUCUGUGCCAGACAGGUCAUCAACUUCAAGACUCACUGUAAAUGCUCCUGUAAAAGCAAAGUCUUUUGAUGGUUUUGCACAAAGCACACAUAAUGACAUGUUAAGUCUGCAGCAAAUUAAUUCAGUUUCUUCAUCAAAUCUUUGCAAAUCUGAUUCUUGUUUAUACCAAAGGUGCAAGACAGACCAGAUUACAGACAUGUUAAUACAUGAAACUUGGUCAUCUUCUAUUGAGGCCUUAAUGCGUAAAAACAAAAUUAUUACAGACGACAGUGAAAUUACAGACUAUGAUCCCAUCCCUGGUAGUUCACAGCCACAAGUUGAACAGUUUGCAAAUAAGUUAGCUGCUGACAUUGUGGAAAGUGGAAAAUCUUUUAUUGGAACACAUCAAGAUUCAGUAGAAUACACAAAUAAAGACUGCCUCAAUGAGGCAAGACAGUGUUCAAAUCUUACAGAUGUCUUCUUAAAACAGACUUCGGCAAAUAAAACAAAUUUAACUGAGGAGAGAGACUGUUUUAAAGCUGAGUCAGUAAUGGUUCACAAGCCAAAUCUGCAUCACUGUCGUCGGGAAGUGCCUUUGAUUCAUAUAGAAGGAGAUCAAAGGGAAGACUUCAGUGAAGAUAUAGAAAAGCACAUUUCAGACAGUGAAUCCUUGGAGAAAGUAAAAGAGAGCCUCAGUAAAGAACUGCCUGCAGAACUUGACUUCAAAAAGAGCAAACCAAGCUCUUUAAUACAUUGCAGACAUAUUUCCAAGAAAUUAGUCACUGAGUUAGCUGAAGAUUCCAGAACAACAGAAGAAUCGGUCAAUAACCUGAGCUGCAGCAGUGAGGAGAGCACAGGAAGUUGGUCUCAGCUGAACAACGAUGAAGAAAAUCCUGAUGAUACCAGCAGCUACCUACAGCUCAGUGAGCGAUCAUUGAGCAAUGGGAACAGCAGUACAAGUAGCAGCCUUGGGACAGCAGACCUAGAAGGAGAUCACGAGAAUAUAGCGCACUGUAUGAUAACAAGCCAAGUCAGUGCACUGAUUGAGAAAAAUGAAUUUUUGAAAGAGCACCAGGAAAAUCUGGAUG